GACUCACUGCUCUGCUCUUCCACCUGCUCACAAAAGCCAGUGGGUUCUGGAUCCAGCCGGGCCCCAGCCUCAAGGGACAGGCCAGCCCUCAACAUCCCACGGCCCUCUGAGCCUAUAAGGUGCUCUCUCAGGUGGGCCUGAGGGGCCUGGCGCUGCAGGAUGGAGGUGUCCUCUGAGCCCCUGCAGCAAGGCAGGGGGCUGGUGCUGGUCCGACGGCAGCCCCCGACGCCCCAGGGUCUGCACAAAACACUGAAGGCCAGGCUGCUGCGGAGCUGCAUGUGCAGCCUGCCGCGAGCCAGGGCACUGGUGCAGGACCUGGUCCCUGCCACGCGCUGGCUGCGCCAGUACCGCCCGCAGGAGUACCUGGCAGGUGACAUCAUGUCAGGUCUAGUCAUUGGCAUCAUCCUGGUGCCACAGGCCAUUGCCUACUCGCUGCUAGCCGGGCUGCAGCCCAUCUACAGCCUGUACACGUCCUUCUUCGCCAACCUCAUCUACUUCCUCAUGGGCACCUCGCGCCACGUCUCUGUGGGCAUCUUCAGUCUGCUCUGCCUCAUGGUGGGGCAGGUCGUUGACCGCGAGCUCCAGCUGGCUGGCUUCGACCCCUCCCAGGACAGCCCGGGGCCCAGAGCCAAUGGCAGCGACCUCAACAACUCAGCUACCACGCUGGUGCUUGGGCCACCUGACUGCGGGCGGGACUGCUACGCCAUCCGCGUCGCCACUGCCCUCACGCUGGUGGCUGGGGUUUACCAGGUCCUUAUGGGCGUCCUCCAGCUGGGCUUCGUGUCCGCCUACCUCUCGCAGCCGCUGCUCGACGGCUUUGCCAUGGGGGCCUCCGUGACCAUCCUGACCUCGCAGCUCAGGCACCUGCUGGGCGUGCGGAUGCCUCGGCACCAGGGGCCGGGCAUGGUGGUCAGCACGUGGCUAAGCCUGCUGCGCAGCGCCAGCCAGGCCAACGUGUGCGAUGUGGUCACCAGCACCGUGUGUCUGGCAGUGCUGCUGGCUGCUAAGGAGGUCUCAGACCGCUGCCGGCACCGCCUGAGGGUACCGCUGCCCACAGAACUUCUGGUCAUCGUGGUGGCCACACUUGUGUCCCACUUUGGGCAGCUCCACGAGCGCUUUGGCUCAAGCGUGGCUGGCAACAUCCCCACUGGCUUUGUGGCUCCACGGGUGCCAGACCCAGAGCUGAUGCAGCGUGUGGCCCUGGACGCCGUGGCCCUGGCCCUCGUCGGCUCGGCCUUCUCCAUCUCACUGGCAGAGAUGUUUGCCCACAACCAUGGCUACUCCAUCCGCGCUAACCAGGAGCUGCUGGCCGUGGGCUGCUGCAACGUGCUGCCUGCUUUCUUCCACUGCUUUGCCACCAGUGCUGCUCUUGCCAAGAGCCUGGUGAAGACCUCCACCGGCUGCCGGACGCAGCUGUCCAGCGUGGUCAGUGCCGCUGUGGUGCUGCUGGUGCUGCUGGUGCUGGCACCACUGUUCCAGGACCUGCAGCGGAGCGUCCUGGCGUGCGUCAUUGUCGUCAGCCUGCGUGGGGCCCUGCGCAAGGUGAGGGAUCUCCCUCGGCUGUGGCGGCUGAGCCCAGCUGACGCGCUGGUCUGGAUGGGCACUGCGGCCACCUGUGUGCUGGUCAGCACUGAGGCCGGGCUGCUGGCCGGCGUGAUCCUCUCGCUGCUCAGCCUGGUGGGCCGUACACAGCGCCCACAUGCCGCCUUGCUCGCCCGCAUCGGGGACUCGGCCUUCUAUGAGGAUGCCACAGAAUUUGAGGGCCUCAUCCCCGAGCCCAGGGUCCAGGUGUUCCGCUUCUCAGGGCCACUCUACUAUGCCAACAAGGACUUCUUCCUGCAGUCCCUCUACAGCCUCACGGGGCUAGACGCAGGGCGCUUGGCCGCCAGAAGGAAGGAACAGGGCUCAGAGGCGAAGGCUGCCGAAAGAGACCCUGUCGAGAGCAAAGAUGGCUCCGGGAGCAGCACGGCCGCGCUGGUGCCCACAGUGGUUGGCUUCCACACGGUGGUCAUUGACUGUGCCCCACUGCUGUUCCUGGACACGACUGGCAUGGCCACACUGCAGGGUCUGCGCCAAGACUAUGAGGCCCUGGGCAUCAGCCUGCUCCUGGCCUGUUGUAGCCCCCCAGUGAGGGAUGCUCUGGGGAGAGGUGGCUUCCUCAGGGAGGACGAGGGGGACAUGGCUGAGGAGGAACAGCUGUUCCACAGUGUGCACAGUGCCGUUUUGGCGGCACGAGCCCGCCGUGGGGAGCUGGUGGCUGCCGACUCCACCCUCUAGCAGGGCCAGGGCCUGCUCACUACUCCCUCCUGGGAGCCUGCAGUGCAGAUCUGCAGCCAUCGCUGAGAUCCUUCCCGGGGAGCGAUGCCAAGGGCUGGAGUCAUCAGAGAGGUGCACUCUUGCACCACCUCUGCCCUGGGAAACCAGGGAACCCCAACUGGGGAAGGGGAAAGGGGCACUCUGAUCACACACAAGGACCCCAGACACUCAAUAGUCAAGAUCCUUCACCUUUGAGACAAGCGCUGCCCCCAGGAUGCCAGCUUGGCCAUGAUGCCAGCCACCCAUGAAGUCCCUCGGCCUGAGCCCAGAAGUGCUGUGCCUGACCUGACACUCUGUGUCACUGUUUUAUUUGAACAAAGGCCCCUGCAAAUCAUGCAGGCUCCAAGGUGCCAAAAGGACACACUAUCCCAGGGCUUGGCCAGCCUCUGCCCCACGGGGUAGAGGCUGCCGACUCUGGCCAAGGGCAUGAGGAGCUCUAUGUUUCUCUAAGCCCUCCACACCCAAGUGCCCGGCCCCCUCUCCUGCCCUGUGCCUCAGCCUCAGGGUGACAGCCUGCUCCAGGGAAGGAGGUCCAGUGUCAGGGCCAAAGGUGGUGUGAGCAACAGAACCUCAGCCCAGCACUCAGGCCUGGCACACAAAGCCACAUGCCACACAACACCAAGCAGGCCUGAACCUCCAAGGUGAUCUCCAGGGGGAAGCCAGCUGUGCCCCAUUUAGCAGUUGUCCCCAGCACACACUGCCCCACAGGCCCCCCUGGAGCACAGCCAGUGAGAAUGUCCUCCCACCCCCCUCCCCAACAGGAUGCUGUGACAGGAAGUGUAAGGGCAAUGGGUCUUCCAAGCAGCAGCCCCAGCCCCACACUGUCCGACACAGCAUGAGGCCAGUCUGGCUUCCUCACUUGGCCUCGCCAUCUUUUCUGUAAGGCAGACUCUGGCCAGCUGCCCCAGGAGGCCCACCCCUACACCACCCACCUGGCUGUGACGAGGUCCAGCAGCCAGUGAGUCCGAACCUGCUCAAUGCCUCUGUGAGGGACAGCACCCACGUAGGCGAGGUUGAGCUGCUGGUCCCAGCUGAGGACGUACUGGUCAGCCUGGUUGUGUGGCAGCGGGGGACUGGGAACAGAAGGGGUGGCUGUGUUAGUCCUGAGCCUUGGGCCCUGCCCAGCAGUACAGCCUCUCUACACAUCUGGCUCCUAUAAAUCCAGGACCCAUGACCGGUGUGGGCUCCAGGUGAUGGAUUGGUGCUUGUCCACUCAGUGAAUAAUAAAAUGACCCUAAUGCCAGGAA
This is a messenger RNA of Lemur catta (Ring-tailed lemur), 3563 nucleotides long. It is a transcript of the gene SLC26A1, whose product is annotated as solute carrier family 26 member 1. Gene Ontology annotation, biological process: transmembrane transport. The record is from RefSeq and is a predicted model, not a curated record. Gene Ontology annotation, cellular component: membrane. Lineage: Eukaryota; Metazoa; Chordata; Mammalia; Primates; Lemuridae. The coding region runs from base 160 to 2277 and encodes 705 amino acids. The transcript has 3 exons. Gene Ontology annotation, molecular function: chloride transmembrane transporter activity; oxalate transmembrane transporter activity; secondary active sulfate transmembrane transporter activity.